Molecule: messenger RNA, 2951 nt
Organism: Neocloeon triangulifer
Lineage: Eukaryota; Metazoa; Arthropoda; Insecta; Ephemeroptera; Baetidae
Product: aminopeptidase Ey-like
Exons: 15
Coding region: 39-2897 (952 amino acids)
Biological process (GO): peptide catabolic process; proteolysis
Cellular component (GO): cytoplasm
Molecular function (GO): peptide binding; zinc ion binding; metalloaminopeptidase activity
Source: RefSeq, a predicted model, not a curated record
UAAACCAGCAGAUCAGUUAGGCUGAAGACAAAGACACGAUGGUGCUCAAGUUUUUGUGCCUAGCGUUGCUGGUAGCAUGGGUAGGCGCGUCGUCUUUGGAACCCUCAGGAAGGGAUUACGAGCUGAUGAGGGAGCUGGGACAAAACCCUAGGACAGGACCCAACCUGAUUGGCCACUCGGGACCUUUCCACCAGCGACACGAACGGAGCCAGGAAUCUUCCGAGGGGUCAACCAGGGCCUUGGAAGACUACCUCUUGCCCACCGGAAUACGACCUUUGCACUACACCGUGGAGCUGAUUCCGUACCUCCUGGAGACCCCUGGCAGAGAGUUCACCUUUGACGGAAAGGUUGACAUCAAGAUCUUUGUGGAAAAACCCACUUCCAGCAUUGUGUUGCACGCCUUUGACCUUUCGAAUUUCCAAGUUGAAGUCACCCAGACAAACACUGGAGCAGUGCAACCGCUGAUUAACUGGAGUCUGGCCACUGACGACAGGCAAUUUUUUACUUUGAACCUGGCCAGUACUCUUGUUAGCGGUCAAGAAUACAAUAUUAAAGUCAACUUCACGGGAAAUCUGAAUACCGACGGCUUUGGGUUUUUCCGCAGUCAAUACACCGAUGAAAAUGGAAACACGGACUGGCUUGCAACCACCCAGUUCGAGUCGACGGGCGCCAGGCAGUCAUUCCCUUGCUUUGACGAACCCGCGCUUAAAGCAACAUUUUCCAUAAUUUUGGCUCAAGCCCCUGGAUAUACCGCAGUUGCAAAUAUGCCCGUCGAAACUGUCUAUGACAGCCCAGAGUUGCCAGCUGGAUGGAAUUUCGCCAAAUUCCAGGACUCUCCAGUCAUGUCCAGCUACUUGGUAGCGUACACAACAUCCAAAUUCGGACGACUUGAAAGCACAAAGGACAGCAGAUUUGCUGUUUGGGCUCGACCUUCCGAGCUUCAGUACGGCGCGUAUUCAAAUGAUAUUUCACCUGACCACUUUAACUACUACCAGACCUACACUCAGACCAAUUAUGGAUUGCCAAAAGUAGACCAGCUUGCCUACCAGGACUUUUUCUCCGGCGCCAUGGAAAAUUGGGGCCACAUUUCUUAUGUGGAGCGCCUGCUAUUGUGGAAUCCAGCAACCGGCUCUCAGGGUUCCAAGCAGCUGGUAACCCAGGUCGUCUCUCACGAACUGACGCACCAAUGGUUUGGAGACAUUGUCAGCCCUACUUGGUGGAACGACCUCUGGCUCAACGAGGGAUUCGCCACUUACUUUGAGUUUUUUGCAACAGGAGACUUGAACCCCACUUGGAAUAUGGAUCAGCAAUUCCAAGUUGACAACAUGUACGACGCAUUUGCCGCAGACGAAUUUUUCCUCACUAGCCACCCUGUGCACGCAAACGUUGACAGCCCCAACUCUAUCGACUCGAUAUUUGACUACAUGUCCUACAACAAGGGCGGCUGUCUGGUCAGGUUCAUGAUCAACCUGAUGGGACCCGAAAACUUCCGAAGUGGAAUUUUCGAUUACAUGAGAAACCAUGCCUACUCUGCUGCUCAUCAAGAUGAUCUUUUCGCCGCCCUGGCACCUCACGUCCCUGCUGGAGUCCUUCCCAAUGGCGUCACUUUUGCCCAGGUCAUGAAUUCGCUCACCUUGCAGGAAGGAGUGCCUGCCGUUACAGUAACUAGGGACUACGCUACCCAGACGGCCCAGGUCACGCAAAAGCGUUUCUCCAUCAACGGCCCUGAACAGUGGCCGAUCCCGCUGACCUUGACCUCUCAGGCCGAGCUUAACUUUGACAGCCAAACUCCAGCAAGCUGGCUUCUAACGGACUCUCAGGAGUUGGGCGCCGCCGAAGGAAUCCCUCUGGACAAUCAGUGGGUCCUUUUGAACAUCAAGCAGACUGGUUACUUCAGAGUUAACUAUGACCAAGCUAACUGGGACAUGCUCUUUGCGUUCCUGAACGACCCACAGACCGCAGAUCUGAUUGACCCUUUGAAUAGAGCCCAGAUUCUUGACGAUUCCCUUGCCUUUGGAGUUACAGGGCUGCUGGAUUAUAAGACCGCCCUUUCAAGCACCCUGUACCUCCACCAUGAGACGCAGUACGGACCUUGGGCUGCAGCCCUUCGCAGACUAGAGUUCAUCAGGGACAGAAUGUAUCAAACCGCAGAGUCAAAGAGUCUUUUCAACAAGUAUGUGAGCGCCAAGCUGGAAAAUAUUUUCAACAGCGUCAAUGGUCUGUACCCUGAAAGUGAGGAAAGCCACAUAACUGGAGUUACUCGCACCCUUGUGUCAAGAUGGGCCUGCAACACUGGCUUGGAAGCGUGCAAUCAUCAGGGACAGGCCCUUGCUAGGCAGUGGAAGCAAACUGAUGCUCAGAACCCAAUUAACCCCGACAUUCGCGCCACAUCUUAUUGCGCCGGUAUGCGCCAAGGAACUCUAGACGACUACAACUUCUACAUUUCCCAAUACUUGAGUGCCGAAACUGCCGAAGACCGAACCCAGUUGCUUGGUGCAUUGGGAUGCGCUUCUGAUAUUGCACUUCUUGAGCACUUUUUGUAUGAAAUUCUGCCUACUGCUUCGUACAUCAAGGAGGGUGAUGCACUCGGUGUGUUCUUCUCUGUGUACAGCAACCCAAUUGGCACUGAUCUUGCUCUUGAUUUCCUCAUCCAAAACUUCGCUGUGCUGAAAAAUAAGAUGAACAUUGGUUUUGCCUUUGCAGCCAUUUCCGAGAAGCUUAAUACCCAAACCCACUAUGAGAAGAUCCAACUGUUCCUCGAUGACCACAGGCUGGAACUGUCACAGCAGGAGCAGAACAACAUCGAGGGAGCCUUAUCCCAGCUGACAGCCAUUCUAGAAUGGAAUGCUGCACAUCUGGGAGAAGUCAUGCUUUUCUUUGUUCAAAAUCAGUUGUAAUUCAUGACAAAAGAAUAAAUUGACUUGUUAAUCAUAAAAUGAAAAUUGUAAAUU